UGUUGAUUUUUUUUGGAAAGGGAGUGUUAAGUGAUUUAUUAGAUAAUCGAAAACAGAGGAUCUUGAAGACUAUUCAAAAUUCAGAAGAAUUACGCCGGGGGGCCCUAGACCAGUUAGAAAAAGCCCGGGCCCGCUUACGGAAAGUAGAAAUAGAAGCGGAUCAAUUUCGAAUGACUGGAUACUCUGAAAUAGAACGAGAAAAAUUGAAUUUGAUUAAUGCAACUUCUAAGACUUUGGAACAGUUAGAAAAUUACAAAAAUGAAACCAUUCAUUUUGAACAACAAAGAGCAAUUAAUCAAGUUCGACAACGGGUUUUUCAACAAGCCUUACAGGGGGCUCUAGGAACUCUGAAUAGUUGUUUGAACAAUGAAUUACAUUUACGUACCGUCAGUACCAAUAUUGGCAUGUUUGGAACGGUGAAAGAAAUAACGGAUUAGUCCUUCUACUGCAGGCAUUAUUUUUUUCUUACAAAAAAAAAAAAAAGAAAUACUCAUGGUAACCAUUCGAGCAGAUGAAAUUAGUAAUAUUAUCCGCGAACGUAUUGAGCAAUAUAACCGAGAGGUAAAGGUUUUAAAUACGGGUACUGUACUUCAAGUAGGAGAUGGCAUUGCUCGUAUUUAUGGUCUUGAUGAAGUAAUGGCAGGUGAAUUAGUAGAAUUUGAAGAGGGUACCAUAGGAAUUGCUCUGAAUUUGGAAUCAAACAAUGUUGGUGUUGUAUUAAUGGGUGACGGUUUGAUGAUACAAGAGGGGAGUUCUGUAAAAGCAACGGGAAGAAUUGCUCAGAUCCCAGUAAGUGAGGCGUUUUUAGGUCGUGUUGUAAAUGCACUGGCUAAACCUAUCGAUGGUCGGGGCGAAAUUGCAUCCUCUGAAUCCCGGUUAAUUGAGUCUCCUGCUCCUGGUAUUAUUUCGAGACGUUCUGUAUAUGAGCCCCUUCAAACAGGACUUAUUGCUAUUGAUUCGAUGAUCCCUAUAGGGCGUGGCCAGCGGGAAUUGAUUAUUGGGGACAGACAGACCGGUAAAACAGCAGUAGCUACAGAUACGAUUCUCAAUCAACAAGGGCAAGAUGUAAUAUGUGUUUAUGUAGCGAUUGGUCAAAAAGCAUCUUCUGUGGCUCAGGUGGUGACUGCUUUACAGGAAAGGGGGGCAAUGGAAUAUACUAUUGUGGUAGCUGAAACGGCGGAUUCCCCGGCUACAUUACAGUACCUUGCUCCUUAUACAGGAGCAGCUCUGGCUGAAUAUUUCAUGUACCGUGAGCGACACACUUUAAUCAUUUAUGAUGAUCUCUCCAAACAAGCGCAGGCUUAUCGCCAAAUGUCUCUUCUAUUACGAAGACCGCCGGGCCGCGAAGCGUAUCCAGGAGAUGUUUUUUAUCUACAUUCACGCCUUUUGGAAAGAGCUGCGAAAUUGGGUUCUCUUUUAGGUGAAGGAAGUAUGACUGCUUUACCAAUAGUUGAGACCCAAUCGGGGGAUGUUUCGGCUUAUAUUCCUACUAAUGUAAUUUCCAUUACAGAUGGACAAAUAUUCUUAUCUGCUGAUUUAUUCAAUGCUGGAAUCAGACCUGCUAUUAAUGUGGGUAUUUCUGUUUCCAGAGUAGGAUCGGCAGCUCAAAUUAAAGCUAUGAAACAAGUAGCUGGUAAAUUAAAAUUGGAAUUGGCGCAAUUUGCAGAAUUAGAAGCCUUUGCACAAUUUGCUUCUGAUCUCGAUAAAGCUACUCAGAAUCAAUUGGCAAGAGGUCAACGAUUACGUGAGUUGCUCAAACAAUCCCAAUCCGCCCCCCUUGCGGUGGAAGAACAGAUAUUGACUAUUUAUACCGGAACGAACGGUUAUCUUGAUUCAUUAGAAAUUGGACAGGUAAGGAAAUUUCUUGUUGAGUUACGGACUUACUUAAAAACGAAUAAACCGCAGUUCCAAGAAAUCAUAUCUUCUACAAAGACAUUUACCGAGGAAGCGGAAACCCUUUUGAAAGAAGCUAUUCAGGACCAAAUGGAACGUUUUCUACUUCAGGAACAAGUAUAAAGAAAGUGAUUGCUUUGAAUCUUGAUCAAUUUUUCUAUUAAUUAGAAAUUAGAAUCUUUCUAUAUAAUCUUUAGAAUAUGCUUUUAUAUUAUGAUCUUAUGACUUUAUAUUAUAGUUUAUAAUAAAGUUUAUUAGAAAUUCGAAAUUUAAUAUAAAAAAAAAAACGGAUUAAUUUAUAAGACGU
Molecule: messenger RNA, 2200 nt
Organism: Argentina anserina (silverweed cinquefoil)
Lineage: Eukaryota; Viridiplantae; Streptophyta; Magnoliopsida; Rosales; Rosaceae
Product: ATP synthase subunit alpha, chloroplastic
Exons: 1
Coding region: 493-2016 (507 amino acids)
Biological process (GO): proton transmembrane transport; proton motive force-driven ATP synthesis
Molecular function (GO): ADP binding; proton-transporting ATP synthase activity, rotational mechanism; ATP binding
Source: RefSeq, a predicted model, not a curated record